CGCCGUGGCCGCGCGACCCGCGGGCGAAGCGGGUCGCGGAGGGCUCCGAGACUCCUGCCGGGGCGACCACUGCCGCCGAGAGCGCGGGCGCCAGGCGCGACGAUCCAUCUUCGCGCGAGGGCUGCGCGAAGAAGUUCAAACCCGAGCGCGCGCCGGCGGGCCCGCCGGCUGCCCCGGCGUCGACCUCGGCCGCCCCGCCCGCCCAGCCUGCCAGCGUGGGCCCCCGCGUCAAGGGCGCCCGCUCGCACUUGAGGAAGGCGAUCUCGGCGCGGGAUCGCUGCCGUCGCGACGCGGGGGCGGCGCUCUCCCGCGGCCAGUGCAGCGGGAAUGCGGCAGGGGGCAAAAUCGAGAAGGACGCAGAUAUGCUCGAGGUCUAUUGCGAGAGCUUCGAUGCGAAGGUUCGGGCCACGGGGCGCUCUCACUUGGCAACUAGCGCGCUCGCCGGGGCCCAGAUUGAGGAGGCGGCCGCGCUCUGCCAGGGCGUCGAGGGCAAUGUCCAGGAGGCCGCCAAGAAGGGCGCCUCGCCUAA
Prorocentrum cordatum is the source of this 529-nucleotide messenger RNA. NCBI's taxonomy places the organism in Eukaryota, Dinophyceae, Prorocentrales, Prorocentraceae. The record is from the annotation of a GenBank genome assembly.